CAGAGUGGGCACUGCCCAUAGCAACGUCCACAGAGUGGGCACUGCUCAUAGCAACGUCCACAGAGUGGGCACUGCCCAUAGCAACGUCCACAGAGUGGGCACUGCCCAUAGCAACGUCCACAGAGUGGGCACUGCCCAUAGCAACGUCCAAAGAGUGGGCACUGCCCAUGGAACUGGCCGAACAGAACGCUCUCAGAAGUGGCGGUAAAACCGUCGCGAGGCCGGACCAGAGUAGCGGUGCUAGCUGGCUACUGAACCACCUCACACUGCGACUUUAGUCAUUCAACAAUUAACCGAGAUUAUAUACCGGUGUUUAACUGGAAAGGCGAGAGCUACACCAAGGAUACAUCUCACUUAAGGAAAAUGGAAACAGUUGCGGGUCAGAAAGAGAAGGCGAAGUUUGCCCCGCUGGUGCCCCGUGAGAAGAAGCCAGGGCAUGGAGAGAAAGGAGGGGGAAAAGGGAGUGAGAAUAAGUGGAAAGGAGAGGGGGGUGGAAAUAAGGAGAGAAACAUUGAUGUAGGAAAGAAGACAGGAGAAUCAUGUGAAGGAGAGAGAGGAGUAGAGAGCAAGGGUAAGGCCUCUGGGUUAGAGAAGAAAAGAGGAGAACGGAUGAAGAAAGAAGGGAAGAAGAAGACGCCAGAUACAGAAAAAGUGAGGGCUGCAGAUGAAGGGGUUCCCCAGCAACAGGAAGGUAAAGGAGAGAGAGGAGGAGGAGAGGGAGUGAAGGAGAAUAAAAAACAGAAAAAUAAGGAAGACCUAUCCAGGAAGGAAACAGAUAAAGGGAAGGAGGGAAUGAAUGGGAAAAAGAAGAAGAAAGAGAAUGAGAAGGUCAGGAAGGAAGGGAAAGAGACAAAAAAGAAGAGACCGAGGGAUGAGACAGAGAGCAAUAAGGUGCUCCAUCUAACAGACAGUCAGUAUGAUGAUAUAUUUGAUAGUGCUACGGCUCUGGAGACACCUGUAGACAACUGUCUGGAGGAUGCCAGAGCUGUGCUGAGUGAGGUGGAGUUACUGCAGGCCACCAUUGACCAGGUCUCUCUCAGGGAGGAGGAACAGCCUCCCAGGAGAGUGUCUGGUGAGAGAAAGACUGCAGCUUCCGGCUCACACACACAGAGGAAGAGGAAGAGAAGAAGGGAGGAAGAGGAAGACAGCGACUCCAGUGCAGAAUUUGAUCAGUGGGUUCAGUGUAGUAGGUCUGUCUGUGGGAAAUGGAGAAGAGUAGAGAGACACGUUGACCUGGCUGCCCUUCCCAGCGACUGGACCUGUAUACACGACACAGGCCCUGGUCUCUGUGAGGCUACGGAGGACAGCUGGUCGGGACAAGAGUGUGAUGUCAUCAACAGCAGUCUGGUUCCUGGAUCUCUGGUCUGGGCUCAACAGAUUGGAUAUCCUUGGUGGCCAGCGAUAGUGGAGAGAGAUCCAGACACCAAGACCUUCUGCCAGUUCAACAGGAAUACUGACCUGUACCCUUGCAGGUACCAUGUAACAUACCUGGGGGAACCAGUCAGCAGAGCCUGGGUGUGUCGGUCUAAAGUCAGAACUUACACAGAACUCACUGAGGAUGCCGCCAUCACGGGGAAGUCUCUCCAGAGAUUCAAGAAGAAGUUGAGAGAAGCUGUCCUCAUAGCAACACAAGCCCAGAGUAUUCCACUCAAGAGGAGGUUGUCUAGGUUUGGGUUCUGGACUCAACAAACAUCAGACAGAGAGAGCUCAGAGGACAGCGACAUUGCUGAGGUGAUGGAGAUGCUUCUGGACCAUGAAAAGAGCAGGAGGUCAGCAUACGUCAGAAACAAGAAGUCAGCUGUGGUGAAUGCUGCUAAGAGACAGAGUGAAAGAGAGCAGAGUGAGCCCAGAAAGAAAACCAUGAAACAAGGAGGAGAGAGAGAAUGGAGGAGAGAAGACGAGACUGAAGGGAGGAGGGAAGGAGAGCAGCUUGGAAUAAAAAGACCAGAGCCAAUUGGAGGGGACCUGAACGAGGGAGGAAAGGGAGUGAAAGAGAGAGCUGGAGAGAAGAAAAAAGGAGAGGAGGAAGGUAAGAAGAGAGUGAUGACUCCCUGGCUCUCCAAACUAAAGAAAGGCAGCGCGACCACGGCCAGACCAGCCUCUCCACCCAGCAAAGACCAGACUGUACUAGGGAGAGAGAGAGAGGAGAAGAGAGAAGGAGUGGAGGAGAAGAGAGAGGGAGACGGAGUAGAGGAGGAAAGAGCGAAAGAGACCAGUAAAGGAGAAGAAAGGAAGGAACUGAGAGAGGAGAGAAGCCUGGAAGAGGAAGAGAAGGAGGAUGAAGAGGGACAUGAGUCUGAUAUAUCUGUUGAGGGGGAGGCAGUGAAGGAGAAGGAAGAGGGACAUGAGUCUGAUAUAUCUGUUGAGGGGGAGGCAGUGAAGGAGGAGGAAGAGGGACAUGAGUCUGAUAUAUCUGUUGAGGAGGAGGCAGUGAAAGAGGAAGGGAGAGAAACAGGAGAGGGAGGAGAGGAACAACAGAUCAAGGAAAAGGAAGGGAAGGAGUUUGUACAAUCUGUGUUUGUAGGGGAGGGGGAUGAGGGAGGAGAGGAUGAUUUCCUAGAUGAAGACAUGGAGAUUCUGGGCUGCAGAGAGGAAGUGAUGAAGAGACUAGCUCAGGAACCCAUUCAGGAAGAGGAGGAUGACUUCUCUAUCAUGCUGUUUGAGGAGGAGUAGAGAGAGGGAGGGAAGAGGGGAGUAGGUAACAGUCUAUCUCCUACUGUUCGGGUCAGGAACCGUUUCUGUUUUCUAUUGUUGAUGUAAAUAGUUGAGUUCGGGUAUGUAAGUUAUGAGUUGGGUUACAUUAUUUAAUCAGUUGUAUAAUAUAAUAAACAUUGAAUUAUUAGUUUCUAACUUGUGAGUUUGUCUGGUUGUAAAUGGUGGAGAUGGGAGCAGCAUUGAACCAGUGUGUGUGUAGGGGGUUUGUGUGUAAAAAAAACAACGUUGUUUUGGAGUUUCAGAGUUGUUUGUUUCCUGCUAGCUGCUGUUUUUACAGGGUACUCUCUCU
Molecule: messenger RNA, 3004 nt
Organism: Oncorhynchus mykiss (rainbow trout)
Lineage: Eukaryota; Metazoa; Chordata; Actinopteri; Salmoniformes; Salmonidae
Source: RefSeq, a predicted model, not a curated record